ACUUGACACGUGGCCGGUGCACCUUAAAGGCAGGAGUAAUGACUGUAUGGUUCGAACACCUGCUUCAGGAUUGAAGUGGUUGUAAAUAUUUAUUAUUAUACUUGAAGGUGUUAAGUGUCUCGAUGUGUUAUUGCAGCAUUAUCACCGCUGCACAGUUGGCUCGUUCCGGUGAAGCCGGUUGCUGAAAUGCCACGCAGGCAGGCAGGGGCUGAGUGGAUGAGACGCCGUGAAGCAGAAAGGGGCAUCGCCACUUCAUUGCACGGGUGAAAAGGGAGGGACAGCCCGUAUUAAGGUCAAGGAAAUAAAUGGUCAAUAAAAUGAGGAAACUCUUUCGAGGCAGCGGCAGGAUCCUAGCGAUUAUUUUUGCCGCCUCAAUUAUCUGGUUGAUCUUUGACAUGGCAGCGCUACGGUUUUCCUUCACCGAGAUCAACAGCAGAGUUUCCAGGGAAGAGCUGGUACGGCUGGAGCGGCUGAGGGCGAAGGUGCUGCAAGACCAGGAGCUGCACAAGAUGUUCAGGAAACGGGCCGGAGGCGUUUACGGGCUUGCCGAGGAGGGGGACUCAGGGCGGCGGGCUCGCCAUGGAAACCGCUCCGUCCCGGCCGAAGAUCUUGCGGCUGAAGCCGCCGAAAGGCUGCCGGCAGCCGGCGGGCGGCAGAUUGAGGGGAAGCGGGCGAAACACUUCGUGCGACUGGGCACGCGCCCCCCGACCAACGGCCGCGCUCUCUCUGUGCCCCCCAGAACAUUCUGGAACCGGCCAACGGCUCCCCAGUCUCGACACCGCGGAGAUCACGGCCGCCUCCACACGCCUGCAUGGCGGCCCCGGCCGGUACUCGCAACUUCCCACCCCGCCUCACUACCCGGGAAGGUAUCCGACGUUCGGAGGCCCGAUCUCAGCAAGCCUUUUCAGCACCCCCCAACAGGGGCGAAAGUGAUGGUCCAGCCGGUGAGUCCUGCUGGUCAAAAGUCGCAGUUUCAGCCCGACCAACGGGGCAGGUCGGCCAAAGGAAGCCGGCAACAAAGUGUGAAGCCGGCGGAAGAAAAGCCCGAUAGCGACCGCACGGUAGAGGCCACCCCAGGCUCCCCACUUCACCCACACCCCUUACCAACUGAAGCAGCAGAAAACGCUGAAAGUACCGCGCUGGAAGAAAAGCUCAAGGUCAAUUUAUCUGCCGUGGCAAUCGAACCAAAUACAGUGGCUAUACCGGUCAAUGAUACAGUAAAACAAUCCAAUGGGAAAACAGCCCCCACUUUUAAAGUUUGGAACGGAACAAAAAAUGAAUCCGCCACUAUUAAUGGCAUAAAGGGUCUUGUAUUGAAACAGGCUGAAUUUAAGACUGUUGUAAGCGGUUUAUUAACCAAUGCCACAAACACACAGACUGAACUUGAAAUUAACGAAACGGCAAUGAACAAUUUAAUAAAAAAUCAGACGUAUGCCAUUGAAGAAAGCGAUUUUUCGAAAGAUAUUACGAUGGAAGCAACUCUUAAAAUCAACGAAACAAACGAAUUACAGAGCGAUAGCAAUAUUCUAAACCAUUCAUUUACUCAUUUAGAUUCUGUUGUCGGAGUGCAUAAAGUUUUGGGCAUUGACAUAACCAUAUCCCCUCGUGAUUCCAAAGCCGUUGGUCAAUUCGGGCAUCGAGCAAUUGUGCCAAAGGAACAUGAAAAAUUAGCAAAGGAGAAAUGGAACGAGGGACAUUUCAACGUAUAUCUCAGUGACAAGAUUCCACUGGACAGGGCUAUUCCGGACACCAGACCUGAAGGGUGUUCCAACCAGGUAGUUCACAACAACCUUCCAACGACCAGCAUCAUCAUGUGCUUUGUGGAUGAAGUAUGGUCCACACUUCUGAGGUCAGUACACAGCAUCUUCAACAGAUCACCAGCUCAUCUCAUUAAAGAAGUUAUCCUUGUGGAUGAUUUUAGCACCAAAGAAUAUCUGAAAGAAAAUUUAGACAAAUAUAUGUCACAAUUCCCAAAAGUUCAUGUUAUUCACCUCCAUGAACGUCAUGGUUUAAUACGUGCCAGACUUGUAGGUGCGGCUGUUGCUACAGGUGAUGUGCUGACAUUUUUGGACUCCCAUGUUGAAUGCAAUGUUGGCUGGCUGGAGCCACUUUUAGAAAGAAUCUAUUUAAAGCGAACAAAAGUAGCUUGUCCUGUGAUUGAAAUCAUUAAUGAUGAGGAUAUGAGCUAUGUAGGAGUAAGUAGUUUUCUACGGGGAGUAUUUACCUGGCCCAUGAAUUUUGAGUGGAAGGCGAUACCUGAUGAAGUUAUUAAAAAAUAUAACCUAAAAGAAAUGGACCCAAUUAGGUGUCCAAUAAUGGCAGGAGGAUUAUUUUCAAUUGAUAAGAAAUAUUUUUACGAAUUGGGUACUUACGAUGCAGGUUUGGAGGUCUGGGGUGGAGAAAACAUGGAGCUGUCAUUUAAGGUCUGGAUGUGCGGAGGAGAAAUUGAGAUUAUCCCGUGUUCAAGAGUGGGCCAUAUUUUCCGUGAUGGCAAUCCAUACACAUUUCCAAAAAACAGAAUUAAGACAGUGGAGCGGAAUCUGGCCCGUGUAGCAGAAGUUUGGCUGGAUGAAUACGUUGAUGUUUUCUAUGGUCAUGGUUACCAUCACCUUCUUAACACAAAUAAUAUUGAAUUUAAUAUUGGAAACUUAAGGAAACAAAAGCAACUCCGGAAAAAACUCCAGUGUAAGAGCUUUAAGUGGUACUUAGAAAAUGUCUACCCUGAUUUCCGGCCAUCAUUAGUGAGAAGUGACGGCUUGCUUUUUAAUGUUGGAACAAGAAGAUGUCUUGCUGUUGGAAAUGGCACAUUUUCAUUUGAACUGUGUGACAUUAGUAAAAAGAAUCAGCAUUUUAGUCAUUCAUGGUUAAGACUAAUUAAACAGAUGGAUAUGUGUAUUGCUGUAUUGGAUGUGAAGCAAGUGUUGGGAAUGAAACCCUGUGACAAAAAGAACAAUAAUUUAAGGUGGCUGCAUCGGUCCUUUACAGAUGAAUCAACAUUGAUGGACCAUAUUCUUUGGGAGACGUCUCAGUUUCCUGUGUGUUUGGAAGGAAAUCCAUUUGGAAACAUCUUGACAAUAAAUUCCUGUAAUCCAGUCAACAGUUACCAAAAAUGGAAAUUCACCAACUAUUAUGAAGAUUGAAGGACGUAACAACAAUGAUAGUAUCACAAGCAUUUUCAAAGUGUUGUAAUUGAAACUAUAUCUGAUCAGAUGGAUGCCAAGAUCAGUGCAUAUUAAACAAAGGACAUCGAGCCAUUCUAAAUAAUGUACAAAUAUCUUUUAAAGAGCAAAUCUUUCCGGGUGGGAUUCUGAAAGAACUGGAACACGGGCUGAGUAAUACUUGACUUCAAACAGUGGCAAAUAGAUUUCUGCUCUUAUGGAAAAGUCAAAUCUUAUUUUGGUUUGAUCUACAAAGGUGGUGUAUUUUUCUACCUUGUUUUUUAGAAGACUGUGGAAAAUAAUUUAUUGUAACAAGACAAAUGUUAAUCUGUGAAUUAAUGUAAUUUGGACACUUUCCCUUUGUUAAGUGCCUUUAAAACUAUUUCUUUCAUAUUUAUAGAAAAAGGGAAAGUUUUAACAUUCAAAUCCAAAAGACAAAAUGACAAGAUUUGGUGAGAUGAUAAGAAACUAAUUUUAAAAAAUAUAGUUUUAAUUUUAGGCUUUCAAGUUUUUAUUUCACUCAUUAUACCCCUUCCACUCAUUAGUUUUUUUAUUAAUUACUUUUCUGUGUAAUUUUCUGACAACUUAGCUUGUAAACAUUUUCUUUUAAAAUAACUUUUAAGGUGCCUUUAUAGCAGGUUUUCACCAGAAUGGUUUGUUGAUCAAUUGCAAUUCUAUACACCUUGUAGAACCUGUAAUUCCAAACUUAUAGUCAAAUCCAUUCCAUAAACAGUCUGCAAUUAGCAGAAUGACAACUGACUGGGGCAAUAAAGAUAGAAAGUAAAAAUAUUAUAAGUUGCAAAAUAUUGCAUGUGUUGUUCAAGAACAGGUCUACAUAAAGAUCAACAGAGCAAAGAAUAGGGUGAAUUUCCUUAGGCUGCAAACAGUAUGUUACAGUAGAGAAUGCUACAACAUACAUGAUUUUGGUACAUCAUUAAAAGAGGUACCAAAAGAGAUAACGAGAGAGACAGCGGAUGCAUUGGUUGUAUUUUCCCCAAAUUGUUAAAUUCAAGAGAAAAGUACCAGAGGGGUAGAAAACUGCCAGUAUGACAUCCCUAAUCAAAACUAGAAAAGAAGCAUAAAGCAGGAAACUAUAGACCGAAUGACCUAACAUCUACUAUUGGAAAAGAAUUGGAAUCAAUCAUUAAGGAGGUUAAUAUCAGAACAUUUGGAAAACCAUAAUCUAAGCAAGCAGCAACAGCACAGUUUCGUGAAAGGGAAAUCGUGUCUGACUAAUUUAUUAAAGUUUUACAAGGAAAUCUCAAUCAGGAGUGGAUAGAGGAGAACCAGUAAAUGUAUUGUAUGCGGACUUCGAGAAGGCAUUUGACAAGGUACCUCACAAAAUGUUAAGCCAUUAGAUAAGUGCCCACAAUGUUGGAGGUUGUGUGUUGGCAUGGAUAGAGAAUUGGCUGAGGAGCAGGAAACAGCGAGUGGCAAUAAGGGGUUGUAUUUCACAUUGGCGACCUGCGACCAAUGGCAUUCCACAGGGAUCAGUUCUGGGACUGCAACUGUUUACGAUAUCUUCUAAUGACUUGGAGGGAGGAAGUGAAUGUACUGUAGCCAAAUUUGCAGACAACACAAAAAUAGGUGGAAAGGCAACUUGUGAGAAGGAUACAAACGGAGAGCGAUACAGAUAGUUUAACAAAGUGGACAAAAAAAUUGGCAAAUGGAGUAUAAUGAGAGAAAAUACAAAUUUGUUUAUUUAGGAAGGGAGAACAAAAGAACAGAACCUUAGUUAAAUGGUGAAAAACUGCAGAAAGCUUGUAACAUAAAAGGACUUGGGGUUCUUAUGCUGAAAACACGGAAAGCUAGUAUACAGGUGCAGCAGGUAAUCAAGAAGACAGUGGAAUGCUGCCCUUAUUUAAAGGGACUUAGAAUGUAGGAGGAGUGAAGUCUGACUGCAAUCAUGUAAGAUGCUGGUGAGACUGCAUCUAGAGUACUGUGAGCAAUUUUGGUCCCCAUAUGUAGAGAACAUAUUAUUUCAUUGGAGGCAGUUCAGAGAAAGUUCAAUUGGAUGAUCCCUAAUAUGGAGAGAUUGUCUUUUGAGCAAAGGCAAAACAAAUAGAGACUGUCAUCCCUGGAGUUUGGAAGAAUGAGAAGUUAUGUCAUUGAAACAUGGGAUUCAUAAGGGGCUUGACAGAGUAGUUGCUAAGAGGAUGUCUCCCAUCAUGGAAGCAUCUACAACCAGAAUGCAUAGUCUCAGAAUAUGGGAGUAUCAAUUUCUGACUAAGAUAAGGAGGAAUUUCUUCUCUUAGAGGAUUAUGAAUCUUUGGAACACCUCAUCACACAGAGCUUUAAGAACAAAGUCCUUGUUUAUAUUUAGACUGAGAUAGAUUUUAGAUCAGUAGAAAACCAAGGGUUAUGAGGAAAAUUUCAGGAAAGUGCAUGUGAAGAAUAUCGGUCUAGCCAUUAUGCUAUUGAAUGGCAGACAGGCUUGAGGAGUUGAACAGCCUACUCCUCUUCCUAUUUCUUGUAGUGUUAUAGAUCGUCUGGUGCAUCCAGUAGAAUUGUUACCUCUGAGCCCAAAGUUCUCAUUUCAAGUCCCAUUCCAGGACUUGAUAGCCAAGGAAGGUGCAUUCACAACAAAGUCAAAAAGCUUGAGUGUCAAAUUUGCAAAUCCUUCUAAUGUAUGCCAAUGGCAGGCAGAGCAGCCAGAGAGAUUCCUGGUUAGAUAAAUGAUGGAAAAGAAAAUAGAUAGUUCUGCUAUCAUUAUUCAGCACUUCAAACAAUGACAUGUAUGUAGUAGCACAUGUUGCUACAAAACUUCAAGUUGGUGCCUAUCAGAUUUGUCCCAAGCACCAUUCCCAUCCCCCAUUCUAGUGAUGAUUUCAGGACCAUUCCUUGCCCCACCUAUAGUAGAGGUUGUGACACUGGGGAAGUACAUUAUGCAAGGAUUAAAUAAAUACUUGAGCUUUUCAUUAAUCUGUAGCAGAAAACUUUAACAGGCAUUUUAAAUUAAUAUUUGCUAUUGAUAAUCAAGAUACCGUUUUUUUAAAAAAAUAUUUUAGGGGAAAUUUUCUGCUUCAUAAUUGUAGCAGAAUGUGUAGUUAUUUCCUUAAUGCUCCAGUUGGUGUCACCAUUUCACUUGCAAAUACAGCUGUGCUGUUUGUUACACAGGAUCUACAAAUUAAAAUCUAACAGUAAGAAAUAUUUUUAAAAUAGGGGAAAUAAAGGGCUUUUGUGCACAUUUGUUUCUUUCAUUGUAAACAACUCCCAGUCAACUAGAAUGAUUCAUGUGUUUCUUCUGCACAAUAAUUGUUUCACUUAUUUUGUUCAUGGAAGAAGGCCAAGGCUAGUUGUGGACAUAGGAAUGUGGUUCAUUUUCUCAACUUUGAUUGCUAAACAAUCUUUUCAUAAUGUGACAUUUUAGUUGAUAUUAAAUAAUAUAGAAAUUAUCAGGCAGGUUUUCCCUUCUGUAAGAAAAAAUAAAAUUCUGUUUAAUUUGUGAAUAACUUAUUCAUAAAUUAUUGUAAAUACGUUGGCCAUGGUGAUUACUGAAUGCUUCGUUCAGGAAAUAUUUUGUGACGGCCGCAGACUGACACUAAUUAUCAAUGUUUGUGAAUCUAAUAAGUCAGAGUACUGCAUUGUGUUUCUUGUUUUUAGCCAUUUUUAUCUGGAAAGCUGAUGUUAGUUAAUGGGAAACGUUCAUUUGAUACUUACAAAGCAACUAAUGGUUUUAUAAAGCCAUUAAUUUUAGCAAAGUUUAAUGUCUUAAGUUCCUUAAUUUUAAAUAUAUUUUUACUUUGCCAUUUUCCAAACAAGAUUUAUACAUUAACCUGCUUUUAGACCUUUUUUAUAGCCUCUGACAGCUUCAUGAAGAAUUGUAUACAACUUAGGAUGACUCCAAACCUCAAACAAGCCACUAAGAGACAUAAUGAACAGGUAGAGCCUUCUCUCACUAACAUGAACAAAAGUGGAAAAUACUAAUGUGGGAAUUGUGAGCACCAACAUAUGUCACAUUGUUCUGUGGUACUAUGCUUUGGAGUGCUGGCCUACUUCACACUUCUAACAGCUGGCUGAGUAAUAUUUCACACAAAAACGUCGCUGAUCACCAACAAAUAUAUUUAGUUUUGUACUGUUGAGAUGAAUAGAAGCCCGGAAAUUUGGAUUUUAAAAACCAGUGCCUGUAACUGCCAGUAUAUCUACUAAACUGAUUUACCUGACAAUUCCAAGUAAGUUUAGGAAAUGCUAAAUAAAAUUAAGAUUAUUGUCUAUGUUAAUAG
Messenger RNA from Stegostoma tigrinum, 7381 nucleotides. Its product is annotated as polypeptide N-acetylgalactosaminyltransferase 5. The record is from RefSeq and is a predicted model, not a curated record. The transcript has 10 exons. Bases 306 to 3140 code for a protein of 944 amino acids. Lineage: Eukaryota; Metazoa; Chordata; Chondrichthyes; Orectolobiformes; Stegostomatidae. Gene Ontology annotation, cellular component: Golgi apparatus.